Messenger RNA from Suillus paluster, 978 nucleotides. RefSeq names its product putative methyltransferase-domain-containing protein. NCBI's taxonomy places the organism in Eukaryota, Fungi, Basidiomycota, Agaricomycetes, Boletales, Suillaceae. The transcript is spliced from 4 exons. Bases 1 to 978 code for a protein of 325 amino acids. The record is from RefSeq and is a predicted model, not a curated record.
AUGUCCUUAAAUCUACUGAAGCUCCCAGAUGGCACUGAGCCGGUGACGAAUGCAGACGAAGAGAUCUUCCUCGUAUAUACAGCUCUAAACCAAAAACCACUCGGCCUGACAGGACCAGAUGGGUUCCGCGGCCUAGGACAUGUUGAUUCUCGCAAGGACAUCCUGUCCAUUCGAUUUGAACUCACCGCACCAUCACCUCCUUCCAAACCCACUGACGAUAAACCCGCGUCGAGAUCACGAAAGGACAAGUCUGCGAAGAAAAGCCGCGGUGUCAACGAGGCUCCACAUACAGUCGAGAUCGAGCUCGCGCAAGACAAAACUGCGCUGCGCAGUCGAAAAGGAGAUACGGGGAGCGUCUUAUGGCGAGCGAGCAUUGCGUUCGCUCAAGUGAUCUUGCAGCAACAUCGCUUCCCUCCAAGUAACAUGUUACUUGAUAAAGAUCGCCUCCGGAAUAGCCAUAUACUGGAGUUGGGUGCAGGCACGGGCUUGCUCAGCAUCGCGCUUUCUGCAUGCGUGAAAAGCUACACGGCAACAGACAUCGCACCCCUCCUCCCACUCAUCCGCAAAAACAUCACUCUUAAUUUCGCGGGUUGGACGCAAAAUACAAAGCUUUCAGAGGGAUUACCAGGAUCGAAUAUUGCCGUGGAAGAGUUAGACUGGGAAACCCUACUGUCCCUGCCGCCAAAAGGCCGGUCAUGUUAUUACCCCAAGCCACCUGAGCCCAACACCGAGUGGGACUUGGUCCUGAUUGUCGAUUGUAUAUACCACCCCUCGCUUCUUCCCGCACUCGCGGAGACAAUAGAGACAGUCUCGACUGCAGGGAAGACGUGGGUAUUGGUAAUUGUGGAACUGAGGCAAGAAGAUGUCGUGAGGGAGUUCCUGGAGAGAUUGUUGGACAAGGGGACUUGGCGGUUGUUCAGGGUGGACGGACUUUUGGAUUUACCUUAUGUGAUUUGGGCUAGUCAAAAGUAUUUAUGA